UAUCCAAAUCCUAUUGGCGAUAAUUACUAGCCAGCAAUGAUAAAGCUUUGGCUCUCUUAUGGGUUGUGAGAAUUUGAAUUUGUGAGUAAGUUUUAAGAUUAAAUUUACUUAAAAAAUGAUAACGACUGUUAUGCUAAUCCUCAAUACUUCAAUUACGUGAAGACAACAAACACUUCAGCUGUCUGGCGAAGUGGAAUCCAAUGUUGCCUUUUUCACAUACGCUAUAUAUUCUAUUCCCCGCUGAUUUGCUACAUAACUUUUUGGUUGAGAUGAGUCUCAGAAGCCGCCAGGGUUCCCAACUUUUCGCUGCAUUCUGCUUUCUACUCAUCUUCUUGUUUGCUACGCCUACUAAGGCCAGUUGCAGAUUCCACGCCAUUUUCAACUUUGGGGACUCGAAUUCUGACACAGGUGGUUUCUGGGCGGCGUUUCCGGCUCAGCGAGCUCCCAAUGGCAUGACUUACUUCAAGAAGCCGGUAGGCCGUGCUACAGAUGGAAGAUUGGUGGUCGAUUUCUUAGCUCAAGCCCUUGGCUUGCCGUUUCUGAGUCCUUACCUUCAGUCGAUUGGUUCCAACUUCAGCCAUGGCGCCAAUUUUGCGACGUUGGCUUCGACCGUGCUGCUGCCUAACACAAGUGUAUUUGUAUCAGGGAUAAGCCCUUUCUCUCUGGCAAUUCAGUUCAAUCAAAUGAAUGAGCUCAGGGUGCGAGUCUUUGAAAGCAGGCACCCAAAAGAAAACCUUCCUUCAAAGCACAUCUUUGAUAAAGCUCUGUAUACUCUGGACAUCGGUCAGAAUGACUUCACCGGCAAUCUGGCAGCCAUAGGCAUCAAAGGAGUCCAGCAAUAUCUCCCUCAAGUAGCCAACCAAAUUGCUUGGACUAUAAAGGAGCUGUACAACAUUGGAGGAAGAGCGUUUAAUCUUGCACCUAUAGGAUGCUUUCCAGCUUUCCUAACCAAUCUUCCUCAUAACAAGUCUGAUUUGGAUGAGUAUGGAUGCAUGAUUUCAUACAAUAAAGCUGUUGUGGAUUACAACAAAUUGUUGAGGGAAACUCUGCAGCAGAUUCGAUCAGAGCUCCAGAAUGCUUCUGUAGUGUAUGUGGACACCCAUUCUGUUAAGCUCCAGCUCUAUCAGCAUCCACAAAAUCAUGGGCUUAAAUAUGGGACCAAAGCUUGCUGUGGAUCUGGUGGUGGAGCUUAUAACUACAAUCCACAGGUGUUCUGUGGCAAUAGCAAGAAAAUCAAAGGCCUCAAUGUGACAUCAAAUGCCUGCAACGACCCACAAAAUUAUGUGAGUUGGGAUGGGAUUCAUGCCACUGAAGCUGCCAAUAAAAUCAUAGCAACUGCCAUCCUAAAUGGCUCAUACUUUGAUCCCCCUUUCCCUCUCUCUCACCUUUGCCAUCUUAAGCCAAUAGAUUGAAUAUAUAUAUAUAUAUAUAUAUGAUGAAUGAUGUAAACUUGAAGUGGGUGUGAAAGAAUGUUGAAGAAUAAUAAGAUGAAAUUUGAUUGACUUGGCUUUCAACAACAUUGAUUGAGUGCAUGGAUCUUUUUUUUUCCA
Molecule: messenger RNA, 1550 nt
Organism: Phalaenopsis equestris
Lineage: Eukaryota; Viridiplantae; Streptophyta; Magnoliopsida; Asparagales; Orchidaceae
Product: GDSL esterase/lipase At4g01130-like
Molecular function (GO): hydrolase activity, acting on ester bonds
Source: RefSeq, a predicted model, not a curated record